This is a messenger RNA of Fraxinus pennsylvanica, 2832 nucleotides long. NCBI's taxonomy places the organism in Eukaryota, Viridiplantae, Streptophyta, Magnoliopsida, Lamiales, Oleaceae. The record is from the annotation of a GenBank genome assembly.
AUGGCACCAGUGGCGAGCCAAGCCAAUGCACUCCUCUCAACCUUAUCACGGAGGCGAUUCAACAUCCGCUCCAUAUGCGGCCGUCGUAUCGGCUUCGCGCCAUACACGUCAUCUGCACCCUCCCCUGCCACAGAAAUUGACACACCCUUAGUCGGAACCAAAAUUCUCGAAACAUUCAGUGAAGAAUUCGAAGUUGGAUCACGUAAAAUUACACUAGAAACAGGUAAAAUGGCACGAUUCGCAAACGGCGCGGUUGUUUUGGCAAUGGAAGAGACCAGAGUACUUUCCACUGUUGCCUCUGCUAAAGGCGAUAGCGUCCGUGAUUUUUUGCCCCUCACUGUUGAGUAUCAAGAGAAACAGUUUGCUCAAGGUGUUAUUCCAGGCACGUUCAUGAGGAGGGAGGGUGCUCCAAAAGAACGGGAACUUUUAUGUGGUCGUCUCAUUGAUCGACCUAUUAGACCACUUUUCCCCCCAGGAUUCUACCAUGAGGUCCAGGUCAUGGCAAGUGUUCUUUCUUCUGAUGGGAAACAAGAUCCAGAUGUAAUGGCUGCUAAUGCAACAUCUGCUGCCCUAAUGUUAUCAGAUAUUCCAUGGGGUGGUCCUAUUGGGAUAAUACGUAUUGGGAGGAUUUCCGGUCAAUUUAUUGUCAAUCCUAGCAUGGAUGAGCUUAGCCUAAGUGAUCUUAACUUGGUGUAUGCAUGCACAAGGGACAAAACAUUAAUGAUAGAUGUGCUAGCACGUGAGGUUUCAGAAAAAGACUUGGAAGCUGCACUAAGACUAGCUCAUCCGGAGGCUAUUAAAUAUCUUGAUCCUCAAAUAAGGCUGGCAGCAAAAGCUGGUAAGCAGAAAAAGGAAUAUAAAUUGUCUAUGGUAUCUGAGAAAACAUAUGACAAAAUCAGGAGUUUGUCUGAAGCUCCCAUUGAAGCUGUCUUCACAGAUCCCACAUAUGGCAAGUUUGAACGUGGAGAAGCAUUGGAUAGAAUUACUCAGGAUGUGAAAAAAGAACUUGAGCAAGAAUGUGAUGAAGAAGGUCUAAAGUUUUUAUCCAAGACAGUUGAUACAGUGCGGAAACAGGUUGUUCGUAGAAGGAUAAUUGGCGAAGGACGUAGGGUUGAUGGAAGACGUCUUGAUGAAGUUCGGCCUCUAUAUUGUGAAGCUGGUAAUUUACCCAUAUUACACGGAUCAUCACUUUUUUCCCGUGGAGAUACUCAGGUUCUUUGUACUGUCACCCUUGGAGCGCCUGGAGAAGCUCAACAUUUGGAUUCUCUGGUUGGUCCUCCAACGAAGCGUUUCAUGCUUCAUUAUAGUUUUCCACCAUUCUGCAUCAAUGAAGUUGGUAAAAGAGUUGGCCUAAAUAGACGUGAAGUUGGGCAUGGUACUCUUGCUGAGAAAGCUCUGCUUGCUGUCUUACCUCCUGAAGAGGAUUGUCCAUACACAGUUCGUAUCAAUGCCGAAGUCAUGGCAUCUGAUGGGUCGACAUCAAUGGCAUCCGUCUGUGCAGGCAGCAUGGCCUUGUUGGAUGCUGGCAUUCCAUUGAGAGAACAUGUGGCCGGUUUGUCAGUGGGCCUUGUUAGUGAAGUUGAUCCAUCUACUGGUGAAGUCACAGACUAUCGAAUCUUAACCGAUAUUUUGGGUCUGGAAGAUCAUCUGGGGGACAUGGAUUUCAAAAUUGCUGGAACGCGGAAUGGAGUUACUGCUAUUCAGCUAGAUAUAAAACCUGCUGGAAUCCCUCUAGAUAUCAUAUGUGAGUGUCUAGAACCUGCACAUAAAGGCCGGGUUCAAAUCCUAGAUCAAAUGGAGCGAGAGAUAAAUGUAGCACGAUCUCAGGAUGGCAGAAACUCCCCACGCAUACUGACCUUGAAGUAUAGCAAUGACGCGAUCCGCCGCCUGAUUGGUCCUCUUGGUGCCUUGAAGAGGAAAAUCGAAGAAGAAACAGGUGCACGAAUUUCAGUGAGUGAUGGUUCCCUCACCCUGGUUGCAAAAAAUCAAUCAGUGUUGGAGAAAGUGACGGAAAAGAUUAAUUUAAUAGUGGGUCGUGAGAUUGAAAAGGGAGGGAUUUACAAAGGCGUCAUUACUUCAAUCAAAGAAUAUGGUGCCUUCGUUGAGUUCAAUGGAGGCCAACAGGGUCUCCUGCACAUCUCUGAGCUCUCCCAUGAACCAGUGUCCCGAGUUACUGACGUGGUAUCCGUAGGCAAAGUACUUAAUUUGAUGUGCAUUGGGCUAGACGUUCGUGGUAAUGUGAGUUUAUCUCUCAAAGCAACUUUACCUAGGCCAGGAUCAAAGAAAGAUGUUUCAGUUGCUGCACAAGAAGCACCUAAAGUCUGGGAUCCCGUUGAUAAUGUGCACAAGAAAAAAUAUCAAGAUGACAAGCCCUUGGACACUGAGGCAUCCUUGUUAUCAGGAACAUCUGGAGUUUUUAUCCGAAGUGCUGUUGAGUGUGAUGAGGAGGAAAAAUCUGCUGGCCUGAAUAAUAAGUCUAAACGUAGUUUGAGGUCGUACAGUGAGUCAAAAUCUAAUGCAAAGUCUCCUGUUGAGAAUAAUGCUAUCUUUGUGAGAGAUGAUGAAGAUGAGAGCAAUGCUAAUAAAUCAACAGCUGAUGGCACCUUGAGUGCAAAGAAACUAAAGCUUGGAACGGAAAUGACAGCUAAGGUCCAUCAAGUUCGUGCACGAGGAUUAGUCCUUGAUUUGGGUGGUGGUAUUCGUGGAAUGUACCGAUUUGAGGUCGGCUUUCAGAGAAACUUUGAAGUUGGCGAGGAGGUGAAAGUAAAAUGCUCCAGUUUCUCAACCAAGGGGAUCCCUGUAAUGUCAUUGGUGGAAGAGCAGAAGUCUUAA